Rotaria sp. Silwood1 is the source of this 807-nucleotide messenger RNA. The record is from the annotation of a GenBank genome assembly. NCBI's taxonomy places the organism in Eukaryota, Metazoa, Rotifera, Eurotatoria, Philodinida, Philodinidae.
AUGCAUCAGGAAGGACCUGGUAGACUCAGUUUCAGUGAUCUUCUCGUGGUUCUCUUUGGCACAAGCAUCUAUGAAAAUAUUCGCUUUGGUAAAGAAAAUGCAACAAGAGUCGAAAUUGAAGAAGCAGCACGUCAAGCCAGUGCACACGAUUUCAUUAUGCAAUUACCGAAUAAGUAUGACACAGUCGUCGGUGAACGUGGUGUUCAGUUGAGUGGUGGUGAAAAGCAACGUGUGGCUUUGGCUCGUGCUCUUGUCAAACAGCCUGCCUUGCUUUUGUUGGACGAAGCAACAAGUGCUCUUGAUAAUACCAAUGAAAAGAUUGUUCAAGAAGCACUCGAUCAAGCAUGCAAAGCUGAACGUUCUCGACAUCGAAGCCAUAGUGAACUUGGCGACAAGAAUAAAUACGCUGCGUUUGCUUUAUCUGGCUCAAAAUUGACCGAGCGUAUCCGUAUUAAAGCUUUUGCGCACUAUCUGCGUCAAGAAUUAGCUUUCUUUGAUUGUCUUGAAAAUAGUUCUGGAGCUAUUUGUAAUCGUCUCUCAUCCGAUGCGUUGGCUGUUCAGCAGAUGGUUGGCAGUUAUCUAGGCAUUGUUUGUGAAUCAGUCGCGGCAUUUGGAGUUGGUCUUGUUAUCGGUUUUUUUUUCAGUUGGCAGUUGGCAUUAAUCGUACUCUUUUAUAUUGUCGUUUUGUUUGUUGUUGCUUUCAUGCAAAUACGUUGGCAAGCACGGUUAAACAAACGUUGUGAUUGUGUUCUUGGAUUAGCAAGUUCGGUAAGAGGAGCAUGUCGAUUAAAAUAUCAUGUAUACUGA